Molecule: messenger RNA, 2404 nt
Organism: Mycena citricolor
Lineage: Eukaryota; Fungi; Basidiomycota; Agaricomycetes; Agaricales; Mycenaceae
Source: the annotation of a GenBank genome assembly
AAUGUGCGCGCGACCCUGGGCAAAGAAGGCAGACCGUUGAUGGCCUACUACUACUACCCUCUGCUGCUGCUGCUCGUGGCUCAGUUGUGCGCGGCGGAGCUCGUGGCGCCGAACGCGCUGAAUCUGCGGAUCUCGUCGAAUGUGACGCACGAAAUCCCGUCGACGCUUUAUGGGUACAUGUGGGAGGAUAUCAACCACAGCGGCGACGGAGGUUUAUACGCCGAGCUUCUGCAGAACCGAGCGUUCCAAGCCGUGAUCCCGGGGACCCAGAACGCGCUGACAGCGUGGCAGCCCUUCAACGGCGCGCGGCUCGCCGUCACGGCCAAGACGUCGGGCGUAUCGGCCGCGCUGCCGCACAGCCUGGAGGUGCAGUUCCCAAAGACCGUCGCCGGGCCGAUCGGGUUCGAGAACACGGGGUACUGGGGGAUCAAGGUCCAGAGCGGGUGGACGUACACGGGCUCGUUCUACGCCAAGGCGCCUGCGUUCGCCGGGCCCAUCACUGUGUCGCUCAAGUCGGCCGCAGGGACCGUCUUCGCGUCCAAGACGCUGACGGGCGUCACCCCCGCGUGGAAGAAAUUCACGUUCGAGCUGCAGCCGGCGGCAUCCGCGCCGACGGACGAGAACGUCUUCACCGUCGUGGUCGACGGGAAGAGCGCGGCGGGGCACACGGUGUACUUCGGCCUGUUCUCGCUGUUCCCGCCGACGUUCCGCGGGCGCCCGAACGGCAUGCGCGUCGAUCUGGCCGAGGCGCUCGCGGCGACGCGGCCUUCGGUGUGGCGGUUCCCGGGUGGCAACAAUAUCGAGGGCGCGAGCAUCGACACGCGGUGGAAGUGGAACGAGACGAUCGGAAAAAUUGAAGAUCGGCCGGGUCGGGUGGGAGACUGGGGAUAUCCGAACACGGACGGCCUGGGAUUGUUGGAGUACUUGGACUGGGCAGAAGACUUGCAAGCGGUAAGAAUUGUUACUGUCACACACACAACCCCCGGCCGAGCUGAUUCUCCCCGAGGAACCCAUCCUAGGCGUCUGGGACGGCAUCUCCAUCCAGAACUACUCGGAUCUCGCCACCUGGCCGAUCGUUCCCGAAGCGGAUCUGCAGCCGUACAUCGACGACGUGCUCAACGAGAUCGAGUUCAUCGUCGGGAAUCUUUCGACGCCCGGUGGGAAGCUGCGCGCGAGCCUGGGCAGGCCGGAGCCGUACGCGCUCAAGUACAUCGAGAUGUGCAGGGAACGAAGAUCAGGCAAGUGUUCCAGGAAAGCUCGUACGCAGGCUACCGGUGGAACGCAUUCGUCUCGGCAAUCGGGGCCAAAUACCCCAAGAUGGAGUUUAUCGCGACGUCCUACCCGACACUGGCGCUAUCCCCGGCAUAUCAGCGAAUUGACUUUCAUAUGUACAAUUCGCCGGAUUGGUUCACGGGAAAUGCGUUCAUGUUCGACGACUACCCGCGAAACGGAACGAAGUGGUUCAUCGGAGAAUACGCCGGGGCUCACCAGCACGAACGAUCUGAACCUCCUAGGCGCUAUCGCCGACGGGCGGCUUCCGUACCCGACUCUGCAGGGCGCCGCGGCCGAGGCGGCGUUUAUGACGGGGCUCGAGCGCAACAGCGACGUCGUGUUUGCCUCUGCUUGUAUGCCUGCUCCAUCCAUCUCGCUCCACAUUUUAAUCCACCUCGUAAACAGAUGCGCCUAGGUACAACCGGCAACUGCCGACCCUCCGUUAAUGACAUCACGCGCGGGCUAACUCGUUUUUCCCCCAGCUUCCAACAUCUCAAGAGCUACGUCUGGACCCCCGAUAUCAUCUCAUAUGACGCCAGUCGUCUGAUAAAAUCGACGUCCUAUUAUGUUCAGCAGAUGUUUAGCUUGAACCGUGGGAGCCACGUGAUUGCUACGACGCCAUCAUCGACCAAUGAGAGCGCGCCGCUAUAUUGGGUCGCGAGCUACCAGAACGACACGGACGUGGUGUUCCUCAAGGUGUCGAACACUGGGACAUCGGACCUGGUCGCGAACAUCUUCCUCGACUUCAACGUGACGUCGUUUGGGUCUGCCGUCAGCAUCUCCUCGCCUGUGCUCAGUCCGAUCACCGGCCUGUUCAACAUAUCCAAUACGCCUGCAGCGCCAGACCAGAUCAUCCCCGUCUCGAGCAGCUUUGCGCUGCCGUUCCCGGACCGCUUCAACUACUCGUUCCCUGCGACGAGCGUGACGGUCGUGUCGCUGCAGGCCAAAGCGCCGUUUAGCAUCACGAAUACAAAUAGCUAGAGAACACAUGUACCACACUGGCAAUACAUAGCUACAGGCGUGUGACCUCGAGCUUCGGACACACACCGUCAGUCGGCGAGGCCGUCUUGAUCUGACGGAAGAAGCAUGGUUAAUGGUCGGGGCCCGCUAGUCUCACUAUUUUCCCAAGAUG